Messenger RNA from Vitis riparia (riverbank grape), 597 nucleotides. Its product is annotated as beta-amyrin 28-monooxygenase-like. The transcript has a single exon. NCBI's taxonomy places the organism in Eukaryota, Viridiplantae, Streptophyta, Magnoliopsida, Vitales, Vitaceae. The record is from RefSeq and is a predicted model, not a curated record. Gene Ontology annotation, molecular function: monooxygenase activity; heme binding; oxidoreductase activity, acting on paired donors, with incorporation or reduction of molecular oxygen. Gene Ontology annotation, biological process: sterol metabolic process. Bases 1 to 597 code for a protein of 198 amino acids.
AUGGGAUGGCCAAUCAUAGGAGAAACUUUGGAAUUUGCUUUGGCUUGUCAAGGGGGUAACCCGGGGAGAUUCUUGAACGAUAGAAUGAACAAGUACUCCCCUCAAGUGUUCAAGACCUCCUUAUUGGAAGCGAACAUGGCUGUGAUGUGCGGCGCUUCGGGGAACAAGUUUCUUUUCUCCAACGAGGACAAACUUGUAGUCUCAUGGUGGCAGCGUUCAAUGAAGAAGAUUUUGUGCUUCCCAUCUGUCUUCAACGAAACUUUAACAGGAGAUAAGUUCAGACCCCCUACCUUCCUUCCUGAAUUUCUCAAGCCAGAAGCUCUGCAACACUACAUAGCCACCAUGGAUUCGAUGGCAAGCGAACACAUUGAGUUGAAUUGGUCUCCUAAUAGAGAGGUACUGGUUUUUCCGCUUGCAAGGAAGUACAGCUUUGCGUUGGCUUUCCGGCUCUUUAUGAGCAUUGAUGAUCCUGAGUAUGUUGAGAUGAUUUCUCAUCCCUUCCAGAUUUUGAACGAAGGAUUCCUUUCUGUGCCUAUAGAUAUUCCUGGGACUGACAUUCAACCGUGCUCUCAAAGCCAGCAAAUUCAUUCACAAUGA